AGCUCACCCCAACCCCUGCAUUGAAUCAACCUGAGGCUUCAUGUCAGUCCGAGUUUCAACCAUGAGCGUUCUUCCUCCUGUUCGCAGGGACCGGAUCAUCGCUCAGCUUCCUCAGUAUUUCACGAGAGAAGCCGCCCUCCACACUAAAGAUGAAUUCAACAAUAAAGUGAAGACGGCCUGCCAGGAGCAGCGCACCGGCACGGUGGGUAGAUUUAGAAUCUCUAAGGUCAUUGUUGUGGGCGACCUGGCUGUGGGGAAAACCUGUCUGAUUAAUAGAUUUUGCAAAGAUACGUUCGAUAAGAACUACAAGGCCACGAUCGGAGUUGACUUUGAGAUGGAGCGGUUCGAGGUGCUGGGCGUUCCUUUCAGUCUCCAGCUGUGGGACACUGCAGGCCAAGAGAGGUUCAAGUGCAUUGCUUCCACAUACUACAGAGGAGCCCAGGUUGUGAUCAUCGCAUUUGAUGUGAACGAUGUCGCCUCUUUGGGUCACGUCAGGCAGUGGCUCGAAGACGCCUUGAGAGAGAACGACCCCACUGCCGUCCAGCUGUUCCUGGUCGGCACAAAGAAAGACCUGAGCUCUCCUGCUCAGUAUUCUCAGAUUGAACAAGACGCUCUCAAAAUUGCACAAGAGAUCAGUGCAGAGUACUGGGCUGUUUCAUCACUCACAGGGGAAAACGUGAAAGAGUUUUUUUUCCGAGUUGCAUCGUUGGCAUUUGAGACCAACGUUCUGGCCGAGUUAGAGAAAAGUGGAUCAAGACAAAUUGGAGAAGUCGUCAGAAUCAACAGCACGUCAAACAGUCUGUAUGCUACAUCCAAGAAGAAAGGGCCCAACUGCUGUCAGUGAGGGAGGGAGCAGGAGUUUUAAAGUCUGACUGAAAAAACUGUGGCUGCUCUCCAGCUCAUGGGAGGGAUUUCUGUGGUCAAAGGAGGAGGUGGGACGUAGGAGUCUCACUUCCUGACGUGUUGGAGUUUUUCCUGGACUGCCACGACUUUUCCUCCGUGGGAUGUGGAUUCUUGUGGUGUUACAGAGUGAGUGUGGUGUUACAGAGUGACACAUAAAUGUUCUGCUGAGAUGCCAAAGUAUGACUGUGGUUGAUUUUGACAUGCUGUAUGUGUGGACGCUAACUUUACAUAGGGCUUGAAUUAAAUAUAUCCUAUUGCUGCUGUAGUUUCAUAAUAAUACUGUAGUUUACUUUAGAAAUGUUUUAAUGAAACCAGUACUUUGCCUCUUUUAUGAAACUGUAGAUUAGAGCUUCAAUUCCAAGACAACAGUAAAGAUUUGGGACAUUUUUGUAACAGUUUUUUUUUCUGCUUUUCAUCUCUCGACCCUGCAGAUUUAUCUGUAGACUCCUUGUGAGGGUCACGACCCUCAGAUUGAGAACCAUUCUUGUAAUGCAGAUGCAGCCUUGAAGAGUUUUAUCUGCAGCGUAUGCUUCAUACGUAUUUUUGCUUUUUGUUUUCAAUGAAAUCAAUGACUGAAUAUCGAUGUUCAUUUUUGUAUCAGAAACUGUGUUAAUGUCUGAUCAUUCAUUUUCCUUAAAAAAAUCCUCAUCAAAUGUCAUACAAAUGUAAUAAAGGGAAAAUAAAUCAAGUCAUC
Molecule: messenger RNA, 1597 nt
Organism: Paralichthys olivaceus (Japanese flounder)
Lineage: Eukaryota; Metazoa; Chordata; Actinopteri; Pleuronectiformes; Paralichthyidae
Source: RefSeq, a predicted model, not a curated record